CGUACCCCACGGGCUUGUGCUGAGGUGACUCCAGAGGGGCCGGGCCGGACUGAGGGGUGCUUUUGCGCGCGGAGCGACUGAGGGAACAGGAUCUGGUCCCUGAAGAGGCCAGCGUGAGAGGCAGCAGCGUUUUUGGUUGAGCGUGGAAAAGCCUUCUCUGAGAGCCUGCCUGGAGACAGGUGUAAGGCUUGAAGCCUGGUCAUCCAGGAAGCUGGACAAUGGCAGCUGAAGAGCCAGCAGUUACCACUCCCCUCAGCCCUUUGGUUCAAGUACCUCAAGAAGAGGAAGAUGAGCAGGCAGAGGUCACCACCAUGAUCCUGGAGGAUGAUUCCUGGGUUCAGGAAGCCGUGCUGCAGGAGGAUGGCCCUGAGUCUGAGCCCUUUCCCCAGAGUGCUGGAAAGGGCAGCCUCCCGGAGGAGGGUGCAGCCGGGGGACCUCAGGGUGCGCUUAUCCGAUUUCGGGAGCUCUGUCGGCGCUGGCUGAGGCCAGAGGUACACACUAAGGAGCAGAUGCUAACCGUGCUGCCAAGGGAAAUUCAGGCCUGGCUGCAGGAGCAUCGGCCUGAGAGCAGCGAGGAGGCUGUGGCCCUGGUGGAAGACUUGACCCAGACUUUUCGAAACAGGGACUUUGAGAUACAGAGUGAGAAUGGAGAAAACUCAAGUCAAGACAUGUUUGAGGAUGUGGAAUCACAGGGGAUGUUCUUGAAAAUACCCAGAGGGGAACGUGGUCAGCAAUCCGAUGGGGAGAGCGACUUUGAGAGGGACUAUGGUUCUGGGGGCACCCAGGGAAAUGCCCCCAGCAAGGACCACAGGGAUGUACCUUCCCGAGGAAGGGAAGUUGGCCAGCUCAUAGGCCUUCAGGGCACCUACCUGGGUGAGAAGCCUUAUGAAUGCCCUCAGUGUGGGAAAACUUUCAGCCGGAAAUCCCACCUCAUCACCCACGAGCGGACCCACACAGGGGAGAAAUACUAUAAGUGUGAAGAAUGUGGGAAGAGCUUCAGCGACGGUUCAAACUUCAGCAGGCACCAAACGACACACACCGGAGAGAAGCCUUACAAAUGCAGGGACUGCGGGAAGAGCUUUAGCAGGAGUGCAAACCUGAUCACCCACCAGAGGAUCCACACGGGCGAGAAGCCUUUCCAGUGUGCCGAGUGUGGCAAGAGCUUCAGCCGGAGCCCCAACCUCAUCGCGCACCAGCGCACGCACACGGGCGAAAAGCCGUACUCGUGCCCCGAGUGUGGGAAGAGCUUUGGCAACCGGUCCAGCCUUAAUACUCACCAGGGAAUCCACACCGGAGAGAAACCCUAUGCGUGUAAGGAAUGCGGCGAAAGCUUCAGUUACAACUCCAACCUGAUUCGACACCAGAGAAUCCACACCGGAGAGAAACCAUACAAAUGCACCGACUGCGGACAGAGGUUCAGCCAGAGCUCCGCGCUCAUCACCCACCGGAGAACGCACACGGGAGAAAAACCCUAUCGGUGCAGCGAGUGCGGCAAAAGCUUCAGCCGCAGCUCCAACCUGGCCACGCACCGGCGAACGCACAUGGUGGAGAAGCCCUACAAGUGCGGGGUGUGCGGGAAGAGCUUCAGCCAGAGCUCCAGCCUGAUCGCGCACCAGGGCGUGCACACGGGCGAGAAGCCCUACGAGUGCCUUACGUGCGGGGAGAGCUUCAGCUGGAGUUCCAACCUCAUCAAGCACCAGCGGAUCCACACCGGGGAGAAGCCCUACAAAUGCGGCGACUGUGGGAAGGGCUUCAGCCAGCGCUCGCAGCUGGUGGUGCACCAGCGGACGCACACGGGUGAGAAGCCCUAUACGUGCCCCAUGUGCGGCAAGCGCUUCAGCCGGGGCUCCAUUCUGGUGAUGCACCAAAGAGCCCACUUGGGAGAUAAGCCGUAUAGGUGUCCUGAGUGCGGGAAAGGCUUCAGCUGGAAUUCCGUGCUCAUUAUACACCAGCGAAUUCACACCGGAGAGAAGCCCUACAAAUGCCCCGACUGUGGCAAGGGCUUCAGCAAUAGCUCCAACUUCAUUACACACCAGAGGACUCACCUGAAAGAGAAGAUUUACUGAAGUGCAGUCAAGUGGAGGGAGAUGCUGGAGCUGACUCUGAGCUUUCCCCAGUGCCCCCAAUGUCGUCCCUUUAAAAAGCCGUUUUUCCUAAAUGCCCGGUGGGAGUUCUUGCCAGAACCAUACUGUUUGUCCUCAUUUCCAGGUAUUUGUUAUGUUAGAGUCCUGUGCAGUUCCCGAAUGGAGUGUAGGAGCGGAAGGUUGUAGGUGGGGUCUUUAUAUUGUAUUUCAUGAUUUGAUUGCCCCCCUUUACUUUCCUCUGUGCUUCUGUUCCCUUGAAAUGGGGAUCUAUUUCUCCAUAUGGGAUGACAGUUUGUUUGCAUCCGAGCUGAGCCCUCCAGGAAAUACUGGACCCUAUUGUGUGCUUCUGAUUGUUGGCUAUCACCUUGUCCAAGUAGGUGCCUUUACCCUAAGCUGCCAGCAUUGCAGGCUCCCCUGCCUGUGUCAGGCUCCACUCCUGCUGGCUUUGUGUCAGGUCAGGACGAUGGCUGUCCAAUUUGGAAUCAUCUGUGUGCGGGCAUAGUUUCAGAAAGUGUCCAGAACACAGUUUGGGCAAGUAUGGCCUGGAACUGAUGUCCCAGCGGGUAAGAGGGACAGUGACUGCCAGGAAAUGUGUCCACUUAGAUUCGUGUGCCUGCUUUUGUGUCUGCACAGUCCUAUAUCAGGUUGGCUGUGUGGGGCGCACACUCAGACACAUAGAGUUUCUGUUUGGAGCUUGACCCCAACCUCCGGCUAUCUGAUAGGUGAACCGGUGCUGUGUGCUGUGAGCCAUGUACGCAUUUCUGAGUCACCCUGUAUACUUGUGAACUUGUCUGCUCCCUGUCCAUAGUUUACACACACACACA
Arvicola amphibius (Eurasian water vole) is the source of this 2908-nucleotide messenger RNA. It is a transcript of the gene Zscan2, whose product is annotated as zinc finger and SCAN domain containing 2. The record is from RefSeq and is a predicted model, not a curated record. Lineage: Eukaryota; Metazoa; Chordata; Mammalia; Rodentia; Cricetidae. Bases 219 to 2066 code for a protein of 615 amino acids. The transcript has 3 exons.